This is a messenger RNA of Microplitis mediator, 1950 nucleotides long. RefSeq lists its product as uncharacterized. Lineage: Eukaryota; Metazoa; Arthropoda; Insecta; Hymenoptera; Braconidae. The record is from RefSeq and is a predicted model, not a curated record. Bases 1 to 1950 code for a protein of 649 amino acids. The transcript has 9 exons.
AUGAAUUAUCAGUAUUUAGAUCCGAUGAAAUGGUUUUGUCUUAUGAUUUUAUUAAGUUUACAGGAUAUUAAAAAUUAUUCUGUUGGAAAGUGUAUUAAUAUAGAGAAUAAAGAAAGUUCACCAUCAGCCCACGAUGAAUGGGAUCAUCUAAAGCAUAAUAUUUCUAAAAGGAGAAUCAUUGAUGACAUAAAUACUAUACGUGAGAAAUCUUACAGCACUAAAGCAGCAGUUAGAAGUUUGGAAUCUACGAUUGUAACAGCCCUUUAUAAACAACAAACCAACGAAGAAAAUAAACGGCUUUUAGAUUCUCUAUGGAAUAUCCAAGAAAUAUCCGAAGAAAUUGACACUAAUUAUAAAUACCUAUCACCCUCUCAAUUAUACAAUUUUAAAAUCAACCCAGUCACAGCUACCAAAAGAUAUGCCAAUAAUACACUCGAAGGUGACAAAUAUUUAGACAAAUUACUAAAAAUCGGUCAUUGGACAAGUGGUUUAGCAAAAAAUGACUCAAAUAGCGUUCAGGAGAAUGUGUUUUCAGUUGCGAUUGAAUACUACUCAAGAUUACAAAACAAUGGAAAUUACUGCGGUAAAUCAUCGAUUUAUAAUAAAGUAUAUCAACUUUAUGAAUCUAUGUUAGCAAGCGUCAAUAAAGGAUACGCUAUGAUUUAUAUGGCGUAUGAAUUCCAAAAACAAAGUCCUGAAAAUACAGACGAUCGGCGAUCUGCACAAAGGAUUAUACUAGAAGAAUGUAAAGAAGCAGUUGUUCGUAUGACCACUUCAGCAAGCAGUUAUUUGAAGAAAAUCGAUAAUACGACAUAUAAAAAAUCACAAGGUUGUGACCCGGAAGAAUGGGCUGAAGGUGUGAAUUACAUUCGUUUGAAAAAUCAUGUUUCGUAUCAUGAACCAAGUACAAAAUGGUACGCUGAUCGACAUGCAUUAUUCUUAAGAAAUAUGAAGCCAGAAUUCGAAUGCAAUGGUACACAAACAUUUUGGAAUCCGGACAUUGAAGAUGGUGUCAUAUAUAGUUUAAACUGUCCACUUAUUUUUGUCAGUAAUUAUUCAGGGGAUAGCAGUUGUCAUCAUUUUCAGAAUGAUGAUUUCACGAAAACUAAAAGUAUAGAUUGGAUAUCAACAUGUACUUCCGGAGAUAAUUCAAAAUUAGAACAAUUAUGUGCUUGCGAUAAGCAAGUCGACCAAGAUACUAGUAUACGAACAAUAAGCUUAAGAGAACAUUACACUGAUAGUGCUGAUAAUCGAGUUGUUACCGGAAUACGAUUUAUUGUUAAAAAUAAUAUCGUAAUGAUACAAAUUCGAGAAGGUAAAUUAGUCAAUGGUAUUAUAGACCCCAAAACCGUUAAAUGGAUAGAUGAUGAUGGGCAGCAUCCUGAAAUUAGUCCUGAUACAGUGAAGCUCAGUUAUAAUAUACGAGCGUUUGAAUUAGAUGACAUAGAAUUGCCUGAUGGGCACCUGGUAACAGGAGUCAAAUUCUUAGUAAGAAAUAAAACGCGUAUAUCAUUAGCAGUAAGAGGAUCAGCUAUGUAUGAUGAUAAAAAAAAAACAUUCCCAUCAAUUCACGAUCAAUGGUACUAUCCAACACCUGAUCCAGAUAUAACUAGGUGUAAUAUUGAUAUAAAAUAUUCAAAAAAUCCAGCUAUUUUAGAUGAACAGUGCCAACAAUCAAGUAUUCCCGGAUUGAAUUACGUUGAUUUCUCAACAUCAGUGUUUUCUUCAAAAGAUCACAAUGUUGCGAUUGUACCAUUCAUAGAUUCGCGCGAACUUGUUACGAAUCCACCCAAUGCUCUAGGUGGAUUAGGAAUAUUUUAUAAAAGUAAACCCGGCUAUGGUGGAUUUAUAGCGUUUAAGUAUAUUACAGCUAAUUAUAAUAUUCGCCUUGACAGAGAUCAUGCUCAAGCUAUAAAUGUUACUUUAUUAGACUUAUUUAAAUAUUUAUGA